AUGUGCCCAAAACCGCGCAAGGAAGUGCGGCUACGCGCGGAAUUAGGAAAACCCCAGGGGUUUGAGAGCUCAGAGAAUGAGGCUCCUCUCAGGGCCAGGGGGACUGAUCUUGCCCUGUAUUCUUGGCAACAGGCUUUAAAGCUGAACUUUUCCAAAUCCUGCUGUCUCCGUGUCGUCGAAGGGCGCGCCACCGCCGGAAAUCUCUGGUUGGAGCAUCUGCCCCGCACACUGGCUGGACGCACCGGAGAGGUCCGCGCUGGGGACCAAAGCUGUGCGACCCCCAGUCUAGCCCGCGCGCACAGGCACAGGGAGCACCUGACACCCCGGAGGCAGCCCCGCAGGCAGAACGCCACAAAGGUCCGUACCACCCCGUCCCGUGCACACGCGCCCACACCCGAACCUCCAGUCACCGUGCCUGCAACCUCCAGCUGCCCCUCACCCCCAGCCCCGCACAGGGCAGAUGAGGACACCCGAAGGACGCUCUCUAGCUCUCUUCCCCAAGUCCCCUCCAGAGUGGGGAAGAGAGUGCGCGCAGCAGCACCCGCGUCUGGAACCCCAGAGAGCCCCGCCCAUGCACUGAGCCUCUCCGGGCUCCGGCUGCGGGCACAUCCCUCAGCGGUAGGAAGCCAUCCCCCUCCCCCAGCCACCUUCCCAAGCUCGCGGAGGGGGUGGGGCGGGGGCAAACCGAUCGCAGGCACCGAGCAAGGCGCCUGCGCGACCCCAGGUCCGGCCAUUUCCCCCCCGAUCCCCUCGUACCUCCAGCCCCCGCCCCUCCUGACAACCACCCGCCACGCUUACCCUGGCUGCAACCAGGAAAAACUGCGAUCAGAAAGUUUAUCCAAGCCGGAGCAAACUUGGCUGGACCGGCCCCUGACCCGCCUUGGCGCCGCCGCCCCUGUCUUCUGCGCUCCCUGGCCGGGCGAGGACCGGAGUUCUGUUCUCGGAGAUUCUUGCCUUUCUUGUUUUAGCACAAACGCGCGCGCACCCCUUUCCCAUAACGAGCCCCGCCGCCCAACUGCAGAUCCCGGGGUCCGUCGCGGGGGCUGGAAAAGCCUCACUCGAGAGGCCCGAGCUGGCUGCGGCUCUGGGUCCCGGGGCAGGUUCUCCGGGGUUGGAUACGCUCUGGACGCCUGGGCGGGUUGUUUUGCUUCGGCCUCUCUGGCCCGGGGCCCGCCCACCCCGCCUGGAACGCGGUUUGGAUCGGGGCUGGGAGCCCUCUGUAACCCCAGCUGAAGGCCGCGCAGGCAGGCGGGGACGCGGCGGCCGCGGGGCCGGUUCCUUGCCAGCAUCCAGCCUUUUCGGAGUCAGGCGCGUCCCUGGUGAUUCGCUGAGUUUUCCCACUUCCCACGGGGACCUCACCUUUGGGAAUGAAUUGCUGACAGUGUUAGAGUAACAAAGUAGCCAGUGUCACGGAAGGAACCUUAGAGAGACAAAGGGACACCUUAAAGGUGUCAGAGAGAUGUUUGUUUUUGGACAGAAACGGACAGCGAAGCGGAAAGAAAACAGACCGUAUUUCUGUUCUUGUUCCGCUUCAGACAGUAGCAGAGGAGACUCGGACUUCAUUGUGUUGAUUCUCGCAAUUCCUGUCUUCUAAAAUCCCAAGACUUAUUUAUCGUUUAUCAUCAUCAGCUCAGAUCUCAGGAAAACAGCGCACUGCCUUUCUGUUUGCUGCAAGACACCCACUCAGUAAAGAAUGGAACACCUGCUGGUGCUAGGCGCAGUUCUAAGCCCUGGGGUGUGUCUGCGAGCCAAGCAAAGGUCUCCCUGGCCUGCCGGAGCUGGAGUCCUUGGGGGAGAGGUGGGAGACGGAGGGCAAACCAUGGCCAUCCCUAAGUAAAUUAUUUGAGGUGUUGGAAGAGGUCGGUGAUAGGGAAAACGAGAGAAAGAAUACGGAGGCCCAGAGUGCUGGUGUCUGGCGCAGGUCACAGUAUUAAUUAGGUGGUGUGGUUGCAGUCGUCCUCCGGGAGGGUGGGAUUUGAGCUGCAAGUGUUUGAGCAGAGGGUGACCAGCUCUGUUCCUGCUGAGAACUCGGUCUGAUGCUGUUUGGAGAGCCCGCUGUCCCGGCAGAGGUGGAAAUAAGCGAGGAGGUGAUUGAAAUAGUCCAGGCUAGAGAUGGCGGCUGGCGGCAGGCUCAGAGCAGGGGCGGUGGGGAGAGGUAGUUGGAUUCGUAUUUAUUUUGAAGGUCGAGCUGAUAGCAAUUCCUGAGAAGUUGGAUACAUGGGCAAAAGGGAGAGGUGGACAGAGAGGCAGACCUGGCCCCACGUCCCUCUCUCUUCCCUUUUCAGCCCCAGAGUGAUCCAGUUUUAUAGAUAAAGGGGUGCCACGUAAAUGCUAAAGACACGUGGCCUCCGCUCCUUCUUCACAUCCAUUUUCUUUUCUCCCCUUCCACCCACUCUCUUGAAAACGUCCUUCCUCUGUCCACAUUGCUCCAAGGAUGGUCCCAGAGGCUCAGUCUCUUCCAGAACUUAGGUGCCAUAUGACUCUGCCCUUCCCCAGGAAGCAUCUUUUACUGUAGAAAUAAAUUGGGGGUUAUUUAUUCAAAAGGAUUUCUUGAGUAGCUACUGUGCACCAAGCACUGUCAUAGGCCCUGGAGCUAGAGUUGUGAACCAGAUGGAAACAUCUCCAUGUUCUCUGGGAACUCACAAUCUAAUGGGGAGGGAGAGACAAUAAAUCAGACAAUGUGAAUGUGUGGGAUUCAAGCGGCAGAGAAAAGCUGAACCGGGAAGAGGAAGCGAGUGCUGGGGAGGCUGCACUUUAAAAGGGAGACACUCACCAGAAAAACCGUGAGGACACAGGGACUUACCUCAUUUUUGGCAGAUUUGACCUCUCAUCCCAGGGUCCCAAGAGCCUAGAUUGGCCGCUUCAGUCAGCUGCAGACAGCUCAAGUGCUCCUGGGGCACUUUUUCAGUCUUGGGGACCAGCUAGCCAAGAAAAUGCCAUUUCUAAUGAAGUUAUUUCCCCAUUAAAGUAAACCAAGAAGCGUUGGUUCUGGAGGCAUUGCCCAGAGCUGGCAACUCAGCAAUUUGUUUCUCUCCUCUGUUGAGCAGGGCAGGUAGAGGUGAGUGUCAUGUGUGCAUAAAAUGACUUGAAAAGAGUAACUUUCUUACUCCAGGGUCUGAGCUGUAAAAUAAUCAUCAUAAUCGUUAUGGCAAUUCUCAUUUAUUUAUUGGUGCGUGCAGAUACUUACUGGGAGACCUCACCCUGCUCAAGCCCCAUACCAUAGCCCCGUGGAAGAUAGAGAAUAUCAGCAGAUAGUUAACUAUUUCCAUGGAUUAGACAUUACCCCAACAGUUGUUAUGCAUCUCCCUCUCCAAAGAUAUGGUUCACUAGAGAGAGGAGGUUCUAAAAAGGA
Callithrix jacchus (white-tufted-ear marmoset) is the source of this 3352-nucleotide messenger RNA. The record is from RefSeq and is a predicted model, not a curated record. NCBI's taxonomy places the organism in Eukaryota, Metazoa, Chordata, Mammalia, Primates, Cebidae.